This is a messenger RNA of Hibiscus syriacus, 969 nucleotides long. RefSeq lists its product as uncharacterized. Lineage: Eukaryota; Viridiplantae; Streptophyta; Magnoliopsida; Malvales; Malvaceae. The transcript has 5 exons. Bases 82 to 786 code for a protein of 234 amino acids. The record is from RefSeq and is a predicted model, not a curated record.
UCUUUCCUCCUUUUUAUCUCCGAUCAUCUCUGUUCCUUUAAUUCCUCUUUUGAAAACUUUUAAUAAAAAUAAUUUAUCUUAAUGGCUAAAACAUCCGCCACCUUCUUCUGUUCUUUCUUUCCCUUUCCUUCCCUUUCUCUAUGGAGAGAACCCAAUUAUUCUCUCCCAAAUUCCUUCAGAUUCUCCAAUCGUCCCUCUCGAUUUAUUCGUUUCUCUUCCAAAGCUUCAGAUUCCGGCGGCUUCGUUGGUGAUGAUUCUUUUGGUUUCUUUCCUUGGUCCCCUUCCGAAAAUGAUGUGGAAUGGGUUCAAGAGGAGAGAGUCACUUUGUUCACUUCAGAAGGAUUAAUUCAAAUCGGAGGUUCAAUGAUUCCGCGGCGUAUAGCUACUUCUGAUAAGAAACAGGGGAAGUCAAAAGCAUCUCAAAGAUUACAACGGUUUCAAGAGAGUAAUUACAUGGAUCCUAACCAAGGCUUAUGUCUAGGUGCUCUUUUCGACAUUGCAGCGACAAAUGGACUUGACAUGGGCAGACGGCUUUGUAUCAUUGGCUUUUGCCGUUCCAUUGAGAUGCUCAGUGAUGUUGUAGAAGAUACUGUUUUAGAGCAUGGUGGGGAGGUCGUUGCAGCGGAGAAAGCCAUCAAAGGUGGAUUGCACGAAAAGCUUACCAUGACAGUUGCAGUGCCAUAUCUCUGGGGUGUUCCCCCUGCUUCCGAUACGCUUCACCUUGCCGUAAGAAGUGGUGGAGGGAUUGUUGAGAAGGUUUAUUGUCAAUGGGAUUUUUGUAAAUAAUUCAUGAAUUUCUUCUAACCAUUAUUACCUUGUUGUCUCCCUUUGUGCAUGCUGUACAUAUAACUGUUGUAUUCGUUUAUACAAAACAGAAUGUUGUAUUUAAACUCACCAACCCAAUUCAUUACUUGGGAAUUCAUUGUCCAUAUCCAAUUGAUUAUUCUUAGUUUUCUGUUUAUGCCAUCA